AAUGGCUUUUAUAUAUUUCUUUUAGAGAAACGGCUUCAAUGCAGGAGGACACAUACUAACACUUUACCUACAAAAAACCCUGUGGUUCGCUCCAAAAGCUACAACAUACCUAUGCUGACACCUGUGGCCGAAUACGACUCAGAAAGCAUCACGGUGGGCAACGUGUGCGUCCGACGGCAGUCCGUUUGUCAAAUGACUUCCUGUCUGGAGGAAACUGCCUUCACUGAGGUCUCUCCCAUGUCAUCCUUUCCCUCCCAUGCCGAGGAUUCUGAAGAUGUGGGGCAUCACACUUCUGCCUCUUCUUCACCCAUAUUCUCAGAACUCUGCUGCAACAGUGUCCAGGAACCAGGAGUUCACCAGGACAUCCCUGUUCCCAGGAUUUUAUCCAGUCCAGAGACUGUUGUGGAUCAGAUUCUGGAGUCGUUGGACUCUGACAAUGAGGGAAUAUUCAUCGACUUCCGCCGACAGUGUUCAAGCUCAUCCAAGUUCAGUCACAUAAGUGAGAGUGUGGAGUAACUGUUGAGUUCAACAAACCAAUUUAAUAUCUCCACUUCAUCAGACAAUUAUUUUUUAAAGUUUGUCAAAUUUGCAGAAUUUUUUCUUGGACCCUGGGUGUGUUUAGAAAAGCACAUUGGCCAGCUUAGUAUGCAGUAUGCAUACAGCUCACACAAGUUUGUAGGCAUGCAGUAAUUAUCUUUUUUAAAGAAAACAACUAUAUGUAACAACUUGUAUAUAAUACAUAAUGUUUAUGCAGUAUUGUAAAAAAACGUUUUUACUUUGCAGUGUGGUGCUUUUUUCUGGACACAGCCCUAAUAAUUAAUUAAUAGUAAUUAUUCUUGUCUUUUUAGAAAUAGAUUCUCAUGAAAUGAGGUACAAACUCCAUGAUUUGAUCUAACUGUGACAGCCACUGUAGAAUUAGAAAUAUUACUUUGACAAGAUAGUCUUUUUUAAAACAUUCAUUAAAAAAAAUCCUCCAAUGAUUUUAUAGGCCAAAUCAAGGUUGUCCUUGGUAAUGUUUUCAUUCUUUUUUGUUUCAGUUUAGGUUUCAGUUGUGUUGUGGUGGCUGAAUUAAAGCUCACUGAAAUCAACCCAUCAAAUCAGAUCUUCGUACGUGGAUUACUCAGUUAGCUGGAUUUGAUUGUUGAUGAUUUGGCUUGAUCUUGGAUUAUUUAGUUCUUAAAAGCUCAUCAUAGAGUUGCUGUCAUAGCAACCGGUCCGUAAGAUUAAACCUGCUCGGGAGCAGGCUUAUUUCAUGUAAACAAGAUUAGUUUGUACCUUUUUAAGUGGAUGUGAUACGGAAAGUCUGAAGCAGUCGUGUAUUCUCCAUUAUAUGAGCACAAUCUGCGUAAGAUGCACGAUGAAAAGCUUUUCAAAUUCAACACGUAAUACAAAAGAAUAGAUAAAAAUCUUUUAGCAAUGUUAUUUAAAAAUAUAUAAUAUAACAAAUAUAUUUUUUCUGUACUUGUGCCACUUGUUUUUGUGUAACAGAUGUUUUGAUUAUUAUUCUUAAACGAAUGACAAGGCAAACCUGCUGAUCACAUUCAGUUUAAAUGUAUUUUCAUUAUCCUUAAUAAAAACAGCAAUCAAUCAUCUUUACCCAGCAGUAAUAGAUGUUAUGUACAAUAAAGAAUAUUACUCGGUGUGAAAUAAAUUUCCUUUGAAUAAACUCAUCUCCGAUUUUAGUUUUGUCUUUAGAUUGUCAAGUAGAAUCAUGCAUGAAAGGGUUUUCGUUUAGUAAUUUCUAUCUGUUUUAAAACUUUGUCUACAAAGAUGUUACUCUGUCCCUUUCCUGUAACAAAAAUGCCAAUAACCAAAUAAGUUUUUUGCACAUAUUUUCACAUAUCUUUAUCUUCUUUACUACACUUUUCGGUGCAGACUCAGCAGAGGCAGGACUUCCAGUUAAUGUGGACUAUUGCUAAUAUUGUUGUAGUCAGUUAUCAGUUAUAUAAGAAUAAUGCAAUUGAAGUAAGCUUAUUUAACCACUUGCAUAUAGUUUCUAAAGGGCUGUCAUCUGAGAGGAUUUCUUUACUGUCAUGAAAUUUAAUUUGAUGAAUUAUAAACAUAUUAGAAACUCAUUAACAACUGAGGCUUCCAAUAUUUAUUUUAAUGCCAUGAUUGUUCCGCAUCUUCUAUAUUGUAUGCCCAGUUGGUCUCAGGCAUGUAAAACAUCGUUAAAACUAUUAGAAUCAUUAUAUAAAAGGGCAAUAAAAAUUCAUGAUAAAAAGCCUCGUCAGUACCAUCAUUGUAAAGUACUAAGUAAAUACAACAUUUUGAGUUUUGAAAACCUUAUUAAAUAUAACCAAAUUUCUGUUCUAUAUAAAAUUAUCCAUAACAUCGCUGCUCCUCCUCUGAGAAAAUUUGUCACAUUAAAUUCAGAUAGACUUAAUAGAGUCACACGAUCGACAGCUAGAGGAGAGUGCAGUGUUCCAAGAUGCAGAACCACUUAUGGUCAACAUUCGUUCUUUUAUAAAGCAGUAAGUCUUUGGAACACUCUUCCAAAUGAAAUUAUUUUAUGUACAAACUAUAGUACUUUUACACGCCUGACCAAACAGUGGCUAUUAACAAAGCAAAUUUGUAAGCACUGAAUGAUUGUGAUAAGAAUAAUGUAGACUAUGAGUGAGUGAGUGAGUGAGGGUUGGAUCCAAGUAGAGUGUUUUUAUGAAGUGAGUG
Molecule: messenger RNA, 2670 nt
Organism: Misgurnus anguillicaudatus (oriental weatherfish)
Lineage: Eukaryota; Metazoa; Chordata; Actinopteri; Cypriniformes; Cobitidae
Source: RefSeq, a predicted model, not a curated record